CUGCUCAGCUAUUCCGAAAAUAGUUGUCUCGAUCACACACGUACAUACAUAUGUAUAUACGUACAGUGGGCUUGCAUAUAAAAUGUGCAGAUAAAUUAUAUGUGCAUAAGUGGAACUAUUAGCUUGUACAUUAACUUUGCAAUUGCAAGUGUUCUUUCAAAAGUGAACAUAAAACAAAUAAAUUUGUGGCUAAAAUGAAUAAUUUAGAAUCGAGUGCUGAUCAAGUUCCUGCAUCUCAGGUCACUUAUCUAAAGCGUAAAACGAAAGCGCUGUUCGAUAGACUCGAAAGACUAUAUGCCGAAUCAGACGCGGACAAAUUAAGCCAUAUGGAUUCGUGUGAUUUACGUGUACUUUUGGACUCAAUCACCAAAUUAGAGUCAAAUUUCGAUGCGGUUCACACGAACUUAGAAGAAUCAGAUUUUGAGUCCAUAUCCAGUGAUUUACCUGCGAAAUUUGAAUCAAUUCUACUGAAGUUUAAGGCCCUGCUUCAACGUGAACUGGGAAGUCGGCCAAAUCAACAGUUUUCUUCGACACUUAAUACAAGCUUUACAAAUGCUAAUCCAGUGCUCAUUAUGUCAAAUCGGUCGCGUUUGCCGCAGUUGGAAUUGCCAAAAUUUAGUGGAAUCUAUACUGAGUGGGAAAACUUUUUCUCUAUGUUCAAAACGAUCAUAGAUGCUGACUCUGAGCUCAGCCCUAUUGAGAAGCUCCAACAUCUUCGGUCCUGCUUAAGUGGUGCUGCGCUGGAUACCAUCGGCUCAUUGGAAAUAAAUAGGGCUAACUAUAGCGUCGCUCUGGAUAUUCUUCAACGUCGAUUUGAUAAUAAACGUUUUAUUUUACAGGCACACAUCAGAGCGAUAUUUGGGCUUGAGAAGGCAGAUUCAUCUGUGGGUAGACUGAGGCAGUUGGCGGAUAAGGUUACAUCUCACAUUCGUGCUAUGGAUUCUCUUGCAUCGAGGGAAGAAGUCGCUGAUUGUAUCAUCGUGCAAACAGUGUUGCAGAAAUUGGACAAAUGCACUCAGGCCAAAUGGGAGGAACGAUCAUCAGCAAAUGAGUUACCGUCGUGGGCCAAGUUGUCAACGUUCUUGCAAGAGCGGUGUCGAAUGCUUGAAAAUGUGGAUCAAGUUUUGCAGGAUGGUCAGGUUGGCAAGUCAGGGAAGAUCAAAACCCUGAUGAUCUUGGAGUUCUCACUCCAGGGCAUUUCCUGAUUGGUCGACCACUUAUCGACUUCCCCGAACCAGAUCUAUCUCGGAUUAACUGCAAUCGCCUCGAUCGCUGGCAGCGUAUGACAUACAUACAGCAGUUGUUUUGGAAGCGAUGGAGUGAGGAAUACCUCACAAUUCUGCAACAGCGAGUAAAAUGGCGGACCCCACGGCCUUCUAUCAAGGUCAACGAUGUCGUCUGUGUAAAAGACGAAAACCUGCCACCUUUGAAGUGGCCAUUAGCCCGGGUCGUUGAAAUCAUCGCUGGAGCCGAUGGAGCCGUGAGAGUCGCUGUUCUGCGUACACCCACUGGAACUACACGUCGAGCUGUCAAUAAGCUGUGCGUCCUUCCGGUUGAUGAUCCUGUUAAAAGUCAUGGUCUUUUAACGGUGGGGGAGGAUGUUCGGCGCAGCAGCUAAUAAUUGCUCUUAAUAGUUAAAUAAGCUUCUCUUAAGUUAAUCUCUUUCCUUUGUCAUUCUCAUUCGCUGUUAGUGCACUCUUGCACAUAACAAAGCAUAACACACAUACAUAUGUAAAUCUCAUCCGCUCUGUUAAUUGCAUACUCCUCUUUAUUUAUAUUCUUUUAAACUCUGUACGAAAAUAGUCUUCAUUCGCGCAACACCUACAAACUUGUCACCCUCGCAUCGAAAUAACUUUGCCUAAACAGUGUCCACAGACUCGGCAUUAAAUUAAUAAAUAAUAAGCUAAAUUA
Drosophila mojavensis is the source of this 1911-nucleotide messenger RNA. RefSeq lists its product as uncharacterized. The transcript has 2 exons. The record is from RefSeq and is a predicted model, not a curated record. Lineage: Eukaryota; Metazoa; Arthropoda; Insecta; Diptera; Drosophilidae. Bases 195 to 1205 code for a protein of 336 amino acids.